Blastomyces dermatitidis ER-3 is the source of this 681-nucleotide messenger RNA. RefSeq lists its product as uncharacterized. The transcript has 3 exons. Lineage: Eukaryota; Fungi; Ascomycota; Eurotiomycetes; Onygenales; Ajellomycetaceae. Bases 1 to 681 code for a protein of 226 amino acids. The record is from RefSeq and is a predicted model, not a curated record.
AUGAAGGCUUCUGCUGAGUCACAGGUAUCUCAGAGCUUUAUUAUUGACUCUUACAGCCGUUGCGAUAGAUCUAUCAAUACAACCUUCAACUAUUCUACAGGUUAUAGCCUGGAUGGCACAUUUUUCUUUUUAGAACAUUGCACCAACAUUUUUGACACAGAUAGUUCACCUUUUUUGGAAAGACUCUUACUCUUUAUUAGAGAUAUUCCAUUUUCCCUGAAUCUGCUGGAGAAGCAGAGCCACCUCAAUAUGAGUGAUACAUCUGUUACUUCAGAGUUCAGCUCAAGGCCCAGAAUCACACACUUCACUAGACAACUCAUUGAUAGAAUGAUCACUCAUUAUGAGAAGGCUCCUGACUUACAAGAUGAGACUGAGAUCAGUUUUCACCAGAGUAUGAAAUUUGAUGAUGAGACAACAGAGAAGCUUCAGAACAAAGAAAAGCAGAGUCAAUAUUCAUCUGCAGAAUCUGUUCAUUUUAAUUGUUCAAAUCCUUCACCAUUUCUCAUUCUCAGAAUGUCAACUUUUAAUGAUGAUCUGAAUCAAUCUAUCUAUUGCAUCACAGGCAAUCUUAUGAAUCUUAUACAGAUGAUGCUACAGAAUCAGAUGGCUGCAGCUGAAAUCACUCAACAUCUCACUACAUCUGUCUCUGCACAAAGAGACACUAUGAGAGAUGAGUUGUGA